Molecule: messenger RNA, 266 nt
Organism: Didymella exigua CBS 183.55
Lineage: Eukaryota; Fungi; Ascomycota; Dothideomycetes; Pleosporales; Didymellaceae
Exons: 1
Source: RefSeq, a predicted model, not a curated record
GAUGAGGUUGAGGCGGUACCUGACUCCAAAGCAGCUCCUGCGUCUCAAUGAACCGAACCGGGCAAACAACGAAGUCCCUCACGAGCUGCUGCAAUAUUGCUACAUCCAAGACGACAUUUUCUAUUUGCCACCCUCCAAGACACUGCUGGCUUCCAGUGUAGUGGUCACGUCAUGUCGCGAUGCAAACUACCAUACUAUCAGAAGCUCGGUUCACGACUGAGCUGUAGGACGUGAAUGUCGGGCCGGUGGGGACGUUCCAGGGUUGG